Poecile atricapillus (Black-capped chickadee) is the source of this 5386-nucleotide messenger RNA. RefSeq names its product F-actin-monooxygenase MICAL2-like. The coding region runs from base 1 to 2394 and encodes 797 amino acids. The transcript has 13 exons. The record is from RefSeq and is a predicted model, not a curated record. NCBI's taxonomy places the organism in Eukaryota, Metazoa, Chordata, Aves, Passeriformes, Paridae.
AUGGUUUGCUGCAGCUGCUGCCUGCCCGUGGCUGACGAGCCCAGCUCCCCCAAGAAGGCGAAGAGCAGCGAGCUGGAGCGCUGGCUGCCACCGCCGUCCCCCGAGUGGGCCAUCGUGAGGGUCAUCCCCGAGGAGGAGAUGGCUGAGCACAACCUCCUCGCCGUCAGAGUCAUGGUCACCAGCGAUGCCAGCAGCUCGGAGCUGGACUCUGACCUCAGCGGGGACUCCUCCAGCUCGGAGCCGAGCGAAGGCCUGCCCUCACCGCCGGAGCCCCGCGCCCAUCCAGAGCUGGGCCCCGCGCCCAUCCAGAGCUGGGCACCGCUCAUCAGGAGCCCCGAGCGGCCCAAGGAAAGCUCCAGAACAUCCAAAGUCGCUGAUGCACUCCAGAGAGCCAACAGUUUUCAGUCCACGGCGUUAAAUAAGUAUCAGAAUUGGAGGAGAAAGAUCCAAACGAGCCUUCCCCUACUGUCAAGCAGGAAGCCUGGGCCCCACGGGAAGGAGAGCUCAGCCGUUUGCCAGGGCACUGCUGCCGAGGAGCACCGCCAAGCACAGUUGGCUUCUUACAAGAAGCCACCAGAAAUUCCAAGAGGACAUUCUGAACCCUGCAGCUCAGCGUUUCAAAGGAAAGAAGAAGCCAGGGAGGUGGCUGAAGACACAGAUUGCUACGUGCCUCACUGUCCUGUUCAGAGCAGCAGCACAGCUCCUCCACAGAGCCCUCUUGGGAAUGGGACACUGGCUGCUGCUUUUUGUGAGCCUGAAAACACAGACAGGGACACUGGGACACGCUCAGCCCAGGACUGGAAGGAGAAAGCACAGAAAUUCACCUCUGAGCCAGAGCACUUCAGCGGGAAGACAGAAGCGCUGUCACCUCUGGAUUUGAAAGAGCAAGAUGGCAAAAAUACCAGGCAGCCAGAGGAAAAGCUUGAGCAAGAAUUAAAGGAGGCCAAAGAGGGGCUGGGGCCUGGUACUCAGCAGCAGGCGUGGUAUGGCUCACCCAGGGCACACCCAGAUGGUGCUGCAGCAGCUCCAGCAGCGGACACAAAGGAUGCUCUGAGGGUUCCAGACGUGGUUUCCCGGGAACAUGUGGCCAGCCAGCCAAAAUCCCCCCUGAGGCUCAUAGCCAAUGCCAUCAAAAGGUCCAUUUGGGAGCCUCUAACCUCAGCUCCAGAAGGGUUAAAGCAGGACUCGGACAGCAAAGCCAAAGCCUCUUCAGAACAAGCCUUCUUCAGCUUCCCCAGCACUUCUGGGUAUUCCCUGAGGCAAAGGAACAGGAACAACAAUAACACUCAGUCACAGGAUCCUAAAGUAAGGGAGGGGGCAGGAAAAGAAGGAGGAGAUGGGAGCCCUUACUCGAGUCAGCCUCAUUCUCCUGUGGGCUCUGAAGAGACAGCUCUAAGGGAUUACAGGGGAGGGGUAUUCUUCACACCUUACAGGCCUGCACCCCAUGUACCUCUGAAAGCAGCUUGCACUAGGAUGGAGGAAGUCCCAGGACUCCUAGAAAAGUUCACCUUUGAAGACAGUCCUGUAGGAGCUCCCCUGGAUGAAAUAUGUAUCCGUAAGAAAAAGGCCACUCUUCUUUCAUCUCCAGAGCCCAAGAACUCCUUUAAGGACACUCUGGAUGACUCUGCACAAAAAGGGUCACUCUUCAACAGACUGAGAAGCAAAACUCGUGAAAGGGAACGGAAUUCCAUGGUGUCAUCUCUGCCCCUCAAUAAGGACCAUUCUCCAGAAAGGUCAUGUUAUCCUUUCACAGGAGAGGAACACCUACCUGUCAGAAAACAAGCUACUGAGUAUCCCACUUCAUCCUCCGACGAGGACUUGGAAUCCAAGUCUUUGUUGAUGCACAAGGCAGAAAGGGCUCUCAGAAAGAGAAGGAGGCUGGAGAAGGAGACGAAGCAGUUGAUGAAACAAGAGGAACUGAAAAGGCUUCACAAAGCACAGGCAGUGCAGCGCCAGCUGGAAGAACUGGAGGAAAGACAAAGAGCUCUGGAGAUUUUUGGUGUCGAGCUGGAGAGAGAACUAAGAGGAGAAGCAGAUUCAGGCACAAAGGAUGAAAAUCAGAUGCUGCAUGAAUGGUUUGAGCUGGUCAUGGAGAAGAAUAAAUUAAUGCGCUAUGAGUCUGAGCUCCUGAUUAUAGCCCAAGAGCUAGAACUGGAGGACCAGCAAAGCAGGCUGGAGCAACAGCUGAGAGAGAAGAUGGCCAUUGAUGAUAGCCUUAAAGAUGAGCUGGAUCUGAACGAGGAGGAUGAAAUUUUUACUGAGAUGAUGAAGGUGGUUGAAGAAAGGGACAGACUCGUGUGUGCCUUAGAAGAGCAGAGAGUGAAAGAAAGAGCAGAAGACCAGCACUUGGAAAGCUUUAUAUUAUCUACAGGCUAUCAGCUGAGCAGGAUUUAAACAGCCACAUGCAAAUAAACAUCCUUGCAGCAGUAUUCCCUGCCAUGGAGAUACAGUCUGCUGGAAAAUGAAGGAAUUCAAAUUGAAAAUCUGCUUAUUUGGGAAACAUGUUUUGUUAUCGAGCGGUUCUUUUGCUUAUGGCAGAGACAGUCAUUUCACUGUCAGCUCAGAGCAUCACUGGGAUACAGAUUUGGGCUGAAUUUGUCUGUCUGGUGGGCACCAGGGUCUGUGAAAGGGAAAUCAGAGCUCCAUUAUCCUACUGGAAUUUUAUUUUAAUGCUGAGAGUGGAGUUUCUGAGGAACACGAUGACAUCAUUUAGUAUUUCUGAGAGAGCCUUACUUUCCGUCUGUUUGUCUGAAUCUCUGUGUGCCUUUGUUAAUAUUUUGGCACAGCCAAGCCAUGGUCAACUAUAGAAAAGUCAGAAAACAAGCACCUCAUAAAAACAGGGUUAGUCUUUAUUUCUGGUGGAGGAAGAGUCAUUUGACUAAUGACUACAUAUAAGCACUUACUAAAACUACUGUAAAUGCAAUGUCAGAAAUUAAUUUUUCAGGUAUUUAUAAGUUUAUUGCACUGUGUAUUUUUGAACAAGAAGUUCAAGCAAUAUUAAAUCCCUGCAUUUGGUAAAAUGGUAAGGGAUUAUCAUAGGGGUGACUAUCCUUACAGCUGUUACAUGCUCAAAAAAGUUUCUGUAUAUCAGAGAUGAAGGUCUUUAAAACAAGAUAAAAGAUAACUUAAAAAUAGUAAUUCAGACCCAAUUGAUAUUUAUAGGGCAGACUUUACUAUGACAGACUUUACAAUUUCUUCAUAAAAUAGAUCACAGAUGGUAUUGUUGGGUGUGAUAAAUGCUAUAGCAGUUAAUUCUCCCCGAGAAUGACCCCAUGAAAGGACUGCAAAAAAUGUUGAGUUUUUAAUAUCAACAUUUGGCAGAAAAUAUUGUGAGUGUAUUUAAAUUGCAUUUAUCUUGCUGCUUGAGAAUAUAUGCAUAUUUUUUGCUUAAAGGGACCAUCUCCUAUCUUUUUUGUACAUGCAUUUGUAGAUAUUGGCAAAAGAGCAUGCAGAAAUUCUCCUGAUUUAAGUAACCUCUUAAAUCUGAGAUAAUUCUGCAAUUUGAGAUUGGUAAUAUUCCCAACUGUAUGUGUGAUGCACUAGAUUUUCAAACUGGAAAAAACAAGGGGAAACUGAAAGACUGGGGUUUUUUUUUUGGUGUUUUUUUGAUAUCAUUUUACCUCGUGCUCUGAGAAGAUUUGAUGUUCUCAUUAUGUUGUGAAUGGUGCUAAUUUGCAGCAUCUGCCUAUGGUACAGCCAAAGAGAGAAGAAUUCCUGUUAAAAAAGCUUUAAACUGAAAAAUCUCUUGGUGGUACUGGUAAAGUAACAGACACUGGAUCCUGUCACAAUAAUUUAUGAGUUAUCUUCAGGGAUUUGUUGGGUUUGUUGUUGUUUUUUGGUUUUUUUCUCUAUUGCAAGAAAUUUGAAAUGCCCUUUCUAAAUGUAGAAGCAAGUUUUUGCUGUUGGCCACAGAUAAAUAAUAUACCUCUGCUGGUGCAAGCUUUAUGGUAUUGCUCUGCAAUGUUUAUUUAUAUUUAUUUAUUACACUGUUUAAAGAGGGCAAGAGUGUCUGGUUACAUUUUACAGUUUGGAUGUUGUCUCCAAUUUUGAUUGAAAAAUGUGUAUUUCUAAGAGCUGUGUACAGCAAAGCUGUGCAUUGCAGAGUACACAGAUUUAUAAAUUUGGUAAACAGUUAGCAAUAAAAUAUGAAUUAAGAUUUUAAACAAUGUUCUCAGACCAUAACUUGAAGGGAUACCCUUAAAACACAGCAUUCAGGGCUUUAACAUAUAAUUUGUCUUUCGUCACAGUGAAAAGACAUGGAAGAAGGGAAGAACCCUUAAAUGUGUUCCAAAAUAAGCACCAGACUUUUUUCUUCCCCCUCUCAUUCAUAGUCUAAGCUCUACCUGAUCUUCAGAUGACAUUUUUACUGAGAUGGAUUGCAGUGACUGAUUUUUUAAACUAACUCUAUUACUUAAGACUGACACAAAGUAGGAGAGGCAGGGCAGCAAUAAAUAUAUUCAUUUUCUCUGUUGAGAUCUGCUGGUAUUUCCAGUCUUGCAGAGGAGAUUUCUGGGUUUUAUCACUGUCCCCAGUCCUGCCUCAUGCAGUCCUGUAGACACAAGACAGUCUAGGAAAUGUCACCAUUUUCUGUCAGAGUCAUCCUGAUUUCAAGGUAUUUUAAAAAAGUUUGAAAGAGCUUUGCCCAGGAGGAGAGUUCUGCAGGAAUCUCCAGUUAUAUCAGAGAUUGUUUUUUUCACCUCACUUUCACAAUUAAGAAGUGCACUCCCAUUAGUGCUGCUGUUGCAGAUAAACCCUGGGAUUUCAGUUUACAGCAGAUACCUGCUCAGCUAUGAAACCAAACUCCAAAGGCUGCUAUCCCUUUAGCUCCAAAGAUUUGCAUUCUUGAGAGUAUCAGAGUCCACAGAAGAUGAGGGCCACCAGAACUUUAUGGGCAUCAAAAAUAUUCUUUGCUAAAGAAACGCUUUUCUGGAUGCUCUGUGGUUGUUACACAUCUCCACCCAAAACUGCCUGCUCUUGGGUGGGAAAACCUGUCAGGCUGCUGCUGCCCUGCCUGAUCUUGAGUACCUCACAGGAUUACAUCCAAAAAUAAACUGCGCAAGUGAUUUAGAAAAUUUAAAUCUCCUAAAGCAGGUCUUUGUGUACUGUGAGAGUAGAGAAGGGGUUAAAGAGAAAGAGAAGCCAUGUGCACUGUUCACAGGUCAACUUCACAUGGUUGGCUUGUAUUAGAAAUGCAUUUAACCACUGGUUUGGUUAUCAGUUUUCUUGCUGCUCAAUCUUUUCUGUAACUUGGCUAUUUAUAAUAGAGUUGUUAAUUUCUGAGUUCAUGGCACUGUUAUUUCGGGGUAUAAUGUGUUGUGCUGGAAUGUACCGAGUGUGUCUAAAUGGGCUGCUGGUGAGAAAUUUUCUAUUUGAAAGAAUAAAAUUC